Dinoponera quadriceps is the source of this 3424-nucleotide messenger RNA. Its product is annotated as probable cytochrome P450 6a14. Gene Ontology annotation, molecular function: monooxygenase activity; iron ion binding; oxidoreductase activity, acting on paired donors, with incorporation or reduction of molecular oxygen. Bases 1243 to 2814 code for a protein of 523 amino acids. The transcript is spliced from 5 exons. The record is from RefSeq and is a predicted model, not a curated record. Lineage: Eukaryota; Metazoa; Arthropoda; Insecta; Hymenoptera; Formicidae.
CCGUUCAUGAGUUCCAGUCGGUGGGAGGUCAGCCUCUCGGCGAGAACGAUACGACGCACAUUGCUGUAUCGUUACUUUUCUUUUUCCCCUCUAUCGUUCUCGCGGCCUUCCUCCCACCGUCUUCCCGUCGCGGCUACCGUUUCCACUUCAGCCGUUCACGACGACUGCGAUCGCACCUGGAAAAUCGCGAGCGAUGCAAACAAUAUCGCGCCGGCUAGUCGCGUCUACGUUGUGUGAUGACAUUCGCCUGCGUCACGUCGGACGAUUUAAAGGACAGGUGCCCGAGGUGCUAAUCUGCGUUAAUGUCUAUGGAAAGUCAAGCGAUCAGUGAGUGUGCAUCUUUUCAGUGAUAGUAGUGUGUAUAGAUUAGUACGCCGGUUAAUGACAGCGUGUUAAACGAGGUAAAACUUGUUCGCAGAACCCGAAGUGUAACCCGCUCGCAACAGAGGAAUUCUAGAUAAGGCCCGGCCUCGAGAGCGCGCGUUAUUAUCGGAAUUACAAUAUUAACAUAUUAAAAGAGUCGUAGCUACGCUUCGUUUUGAACGUUUUGCAAUUUUUACAUUUCGCGCUAACACCUGCUAAUUGAUUUUUAACUUAUAAAAAUUUACCUUCACUUGGAUCAAUUAUACUUUCAUUGGAUUUAAUUAUCGAUGCGAAACGUAUAUAUCGAUACUCCGUCUGUUUGAUUACGAUAUUGGUGAUUAAGGGGAAAGCAUUUUAACGCUCUCUUUGGUGAAAAUAUAGCGGCAAGUUGUAUGAACUCACGUGCAAUUCUCCGUUAAACAGCUGCACACGUAUGACUAAGCUCACGUGUAAUCGGACCUGUCGGUGUAAACACAAUGCGGCCAUAAACGUCAUAAUCCUUCUCGAUACUCCUUUGUGUCGGAAAGUGCGCGUUUGUAAAGCAGAUUUAAAAAUAGAUUCCAAUAACCGAACGAUCCGCGCCAACGUGCCGCGAUGACAAUGCCGCAACGUUAAAUCGAUAUUCGAGGUGAACGAUUCAAUGUGACAAUCAAAGUCAACGCGAGUGCCGCGAAAUUAUGAAAACUUGCAUUACAAGUUCGGGAACGUAAAAAUCGUGAAUUACACCGAUAACAGUAACAUUAUAAAUAACGUUACAAAUAAUAACGUUUUAUUAAUUACAUUUAUACAUGUGUAAAUUAUUAAGUAUUUGAAUAACCCCAUAAAUAAUAAAAGUUAAAGAAGAGUUCUUCUUGAGAAACUCGAACAGAAGUCUUCAAGAUGUUUGACGUCGCAACGGAAUUGUUGAAUCACCCCUGUCUGCUGAUCGGGCUCGUCCUCGGUGGCUUGUACUUUUACUUCACGGCAACGUUCAAUUUUUGGGAAUGCCGUGGCGUACCGUUCAAAAAGCCGACCGUGCUCGUCGGCAACUUCGGUUCCUCGCUGCUGUUCCGCAAGUCGGUACCGGAAGGUAUCGAAGAGAUGUACCAAUGGUUCAAGAACGAAAGGUUCUUCGGUGUAUUUCGCGUAAGAUCACCCAUGUUGAUUUUGCGCGAUCCUGAUCUGGUGAAGAGCGUGUGCGUGAAGGAUUUCCCUUGCUUCACCAAUCGUGGGAUUCCGAUCAACAACUCUCAGGACCCGCUCUCCGGACACCUAUUCAAUCUCGAAGGACGCAAGUGGAAGGGCCUCAGGUCGAAAUUGACGCCCGCGUUCUCGUCCGGCAAACUCAAGCGAAUGUUUUACCUGCUGGUGGAGUGCGGCGAGGAACUGCAGAAGCUCAUCGACGCGAGCUGCAACGCGAAUCGAACGGUGCUCGAGGUACGGGAACUAGCGGCGAAAUUCACCAUCGACGUCAUCGGCAGCUGCGCCUUCGGCAUACAGAUAAAUGCGCUCACCGACGAGGAAUCCGAGUUUCACAGGGCGGCGAAGAGGCUCUCGAGGCCGAGCUACAAGGCCACUCUCUGGAGGAUGCUACGAACGGCGAUGCCGAGGCUGUACAGGUGGCUCGGCGUGCAGGUCAUCGACCCGAGUGUCACCAGAUUCUUCAAGAACGUGGUGUCGCAAAUGAUCAGCCGGAGAGAGAAGAACGGCACGAAGAGGCACGACUUCAUGGAUUUACUGAUCGAGCUGAAGAACAGGGGCGCGUUGGAGAACGAGGCCGGAAACGCGCAGAUCUACAGCGAGGAGGACGCUCAAGCGGCGAAGGAAAUCGAAUUAGACGAGAACACCAUCGCGGCGCAGGCGUUCGUUUUUUUCGCCGCCGGCUACGAAACAUCCUCCAACACAAUCGCGUUCUGCCUUCACGAGCUAGCAUUCAACCAGGAGAUCCAAGAACGGGCCAGACGAGAUAUCCGCGACGCCAUAGAGGCGCGAGGUGGAAAAUUAACUUACGAGGCGGUACAGGAAAUGAAAUACCUCGACAUGGUAAUAUCAGAGAUCCUCAGAAAGUAUCCACCGGCUCCGUUAUUCUCGCGAAAGUGCGAGUAUAAGUAUCAGAUACCGAGUAGCGAAGUCGAGCUACCGGCCGGCAUGCGGGUGGUCAUACCGAUUUACGGGCUUCAUCACGAUCCGAAUUAUUAUCCCGAUCCGGCGACGUUCGAUCCAGAGAGGUUCACGGAGGAGAAUAAGCGCACGAGGCAUCCUUACGCGUAUCUUCCAUUCGGAGAAGGGCCACGUAAUUGCAUAGGAAUGCGGUUCGCGUUGCUGCAGAUCAAGAUGGGGAUAAUAUCAUUCCUCAAGGAUCAUCGGGUCGAGAUCUGCGACAAGACGAUCGUGCCGAUCAAAUUUAGCAGACGGAGUCUCGUCACCGCGAGCGAGACCGGCUUUUGGCUUUCCGUCGUGCAAUCUUCCUAGAUCUGGAGAUUUUGUUUCGCUUGUAGAGACGAUACGAUGGAACACGUGUGUCGAGAACUCUUUUACGGUCGCAUUAGGGAUUUAUACGUGCGUAUAAAUAACAACCUUUAAUGCGGCGGAAAUCUAAUGAGAAAAGAAUUACAUGAGUUUUAGGAAAAUAUAGUCUUAUAUUAAACGCGAAAUAUAAAGGCGCUAUAAUAUAUAAAACUGAUUUAUAAAAUGACAUACAUAUUUACUUUAAUUGUAUAAAUGACCUAACGAUGUUAUUAAUUCUUUAUUUAUCUAUAUGUGAAAUCGUUUUUCGUCGUUUGAAAGAUAUUCCUCGUUAUUUCAGUACUGAUUAUAGACCACGAAAUCACACCUUACAGUGUGGGGUGUAUUUUAUUUUUAUAUCGGUAAAACAUACUUCUAUAACGUGCAAAUGCAUGAUCGCAAAUAAAAGUAUAAAUUGUUUAUGUGUAUCAGGCAUUUCUAUUUACAUGAAAUAAAUUUUACUUAUUAUGCAUAUGCUAUUAUUAAUAUUAAUGUAUUUUGGAAUAAUGAGUAAUAAACUAUACUCGGAAAUGUACUGUCCAAUUUCUCUUUUAUUGAGACAAAUACAUAUAAAGGA